This is a messenger RNA of Chinchilla lanigera (long-tailed chinchilla), 2048 nucleotides long. RefSeq names its product RAB, member of RAS oncogene family-like 2B (gene Rabl2b). The transcript is spliced from 9 exons. Gene Ontology annotation, molecular function: GTP binding; GTPase activity. Gene Ontology annotation, cellular component: endosome; Golgi apparatus. Lineage: Eukaryota; Metazoa; Chordata; Mammalia; Rodentia; Chinchillidae. The record is from RefSeq and is a predicted model, not a curated record. The coding region runs from base 567 to 1127 and encodes 186 amino acids.
UGUAAUAAUUACAAAAUUCGGCUUACUCUUCUGCCUUCAGUGCCUACUUGACCAGGUGUGGAACUCUACCUGGAGAGGUGAAGAGAGGCUUUGGAGUGCUGGCAGCUUGUCUUUAUGAGGCAUCCUGCUUCCUCACCUAUCUGGGACUGGUGAGAGCACAUGCCCAUUUCUGCCUUCACAGGAUGAGUGUGGAGUUACUCUGUCUAGAUGUCUGGUUUACUCUUGCCUCCCAGGAACUCCUGGUCCAUCCCAUUGUUUACCUUGGAAUUGUGUAGCUAUAAAUAUUUCUGUAGGAGCAUUGCUGAUUUCAGGCCAUCUUCAUAAAUUUACAUUCUUUUUUCUCUUCACCACCCCACAUUCGCACACUGUAGGUCUACUUUAGGAUUUUCAGUCGCUUUGACCUCCUCAGCAAAAUCCUGUACGAUAGAAAUGAGGGUCACCAAAGGUUAUCACAGCACCGGCAUCUACGACAUUUAGAAAACAAAGUAGUCCCAGCCCCCACGCAAUAUCUCAGGCAAAGUAUUGUCUCAGGGACAAAGAUCAUGAUGGAAAUGAUAUGAAGGCUUAUGGAGAGAUUUCUCAUGGACGGAUUUCAGCCACAGCAGCUGUCCACAUAUGCUCUGACUCUGUAUAAGCACACAGCCACCGUGGACGGCAAGACCAUCCUCGUAGACUUUUGGGAUACGGCAGGCCAGGAGCGGUUCCAGAGCAUGCAUGCCUCCUACUACCACAAGGCCCACGCCUGCAUCAUGGUCUUUGAUGUACAGAGGAAAGUCACCUAUAAAAACCUGAGCACCUGGUAUGCAGAGCUUCGAGAGUUCAGGCCAGAGAUCCCAUGCAUCGUGGUAGCCAACAAAAUUGAUGCAGACCUACAAGUGACCCAAAAGAGCUUCAAUUUUGCCAGGAAAUUCUCCCUGCCCCUGUACUUUGUCUCAGCUGCUGAUGGUACCAACGUUGUGAAGCUCUUCAAUGAUGCAAUUCGAUUAGCUGUGUCUUACAAACAGAAUUCCCAGGACUUCAUGGAUGAGGUUUUGGAGGAGCUCGAGAACUUCAAGUUGGAGCAGAAAGAGGAAGAUGAACCAGACCAAGCGCACAGUGGCAGGAUCAAGAGCCUGUCCCUCGCCUGACCAGAGAGCAGCCUGUUGUGGCUGAUGUGGGAAUCUGACUUGGGAAUACCCCUCAAGCUCUGAAUGGAGAACGUUUCCAAGCCACCCCUGCUCAGCCUCCUACAGUCCCACUUCUGUGGUACAGGAGGAGGUCAGCACUGGCACAUCCUGGACAAGCAUGAAGUCCCACUUGAAUUAGGGAUUGGUGUCUUUCACACCUCCCUGCCCACCCCAACCAACAGUGGAGAGAAUCCAGGAAUGUUGUGUGUCUCUUUAGUAAACAGACUUUCAAAUGGUUGGGUUUUUUCUUCCCAAAACUGACCAGGGACUAUUUCUUGUACUUCUGCUAAGAGAAUGAUUGCUUAUCCCCAGUUACACCAUUUCCCCACUGCAGAAUGUGUGAGGCUCUGUUCUUUUUCCCCUGCAACUUUUAACAGCCAACUUUUUAAAAGAAGUUUUCAAACAGAUUGCAGUUUUUUAAGCACCUACUCUGUUUCAGGAGAUCUGGUAGUUCAGGUAAACGUUACAGGAACAGGUUUUCCAUUUAAAUUAAGUUAAAGCAGCUGUAGGGUAUAGCUGUAUUUGGUCACACACAGGCAUUACUGUUGGCAAACAUCAGAUUGUACAGCCACACCACAAGGAAUACCUAUUUGGAUUACAAAAAAAUGAUUUUCAAUAUUAAAAAAAACAAAAAGGUUUUCAGAACAGCUCCCUUUAGAGCCUCUGUCAGCAGAGAAAGGUCUCCUCCAUUACUCUAGGAAGAGAUGAUCACUGCCUACUGGAGUGAUCAUGGCUGAGGCAUGUAGAGGAAAGUUGCCUUUCCUCUCCUCCAUGGGAGCUAUGGCUUGAUAAUAUGUUCUUAUCACCAUCUGUGGCAUUAUUUGCAUUAUUGUCAUUAAUUUAUUUUGUUAGUCUUUUUUUACAGUAAAAAUUGAAAUACAA